UUCACCAUCGACGCACCGGUUUUAAGUUCCAACUCGUCCCCAACAACCACCGAAGGGACGCCGGUCGGCCGACCUCCGUCUCCUCCCGAUUCUCUCCUCGACCUUUUCUGAGUAUUCCGGCGGGAUUCCCUCCCUAUAUCACCUUCCAUUUCCUCUCUCUCUCUCUGUGGUCUGUUGACUUUUGACUGGUCGUCUGCUUCCCGGCCGCAUCGGAAACAUGGAUGGGUCCCCAUUCUACUUGCUCCCGCAGGACACUCUUCAUCAGAUCUUUUCAUCUCUCCCCCUCCGUCAGAUCAUGGUCUGUCGAUUGGUCUGCAAGUUCUUCAACCAGCUGUUGACUUCCUCGUGCUUCGUCGAUAUCAUCUCCGCCAAAUCGCCUCUCAACCUCCUCGCUCUCCGACCUCCUCACCACCACCAUCACCACCACCACCACCACCACCAUCACAAUCAAAGUCGUCUCUCCCUCCACGCAUAUGAUCCCGACACGAACCAAUGGCUCAGAUUCAAUCUAGAUUUUCUCCCCUUCAGGUCGCUCCACCCGGUCGCGUCCUCCAGGGGACUCGUCUACCUCUGGGGCGAAUCAUCUUCCUCGUCCGAUUCGAGUAAGUCGCUCGUUGUCUCUAACCCUUUAACUCGUCAAUUCAAGGUGCUGCCGCAGCUCGGUUCGGCCUGGUCGCGACACGGCUCCGUUCUGGUUGACUCUGUGAACCGCGUCAUGGUGCUUACCGAACUCGCUGCUCUAUACUUCUCCGGUACAAUCGCGAACCAGUGGCUCAAGUUUUCCUCAAAUUUGCCAUCGAAACCUAGAAGCCCGAUAUUGAUAUCGAACUCUGUGUUUGCUUUGUGCGAUAUUGGGUCCCCGUGGAGGAGUCAGUGGAAGCUGUUUUUAUGCAAGCUAACGAACCUGACGAACUCACACAAUAACUGGAUUUGCUUAGAGAGACAUGAAUGGGGAGACAUAUUUGACAUUCUAAAACGACCUCGCUUGGUGCGGGGAAACGGAGACAGUAAGAUAUUGAUGAUUGGGGGCCUUAAGUCAACCUUCUCUUUGAACCCUUCGUGUUCGACCAUACUGAUACUGAGGCUGGAUUUGGAGAGCUUGGAGUGGGAGGAGGCAGGAAGAAUGCCCGUGGAGAUGUACAGGUGUUUUCAGGAAUCUAGCAAGUUCAAGGUGUUCGGGGGAGGGGAUAGGGUGUGUUUUUCGGCUAAGAGGAUGGGGAAGCUAGCAUUGUGGGAUCGUCUAAAGGGCUGGAGAUGGAUUGAUGGGAUGCCAGGAAAUGGGGAUGGCCUUUCUCGUGGUUUCGUGUUUGAGGCCCGGCUCGCGACGGUGGCUUGAUUGGUUGGUCACAAGAACACUAUGUUUUCCUCUUUAAUUCGGUUGAGUGGAGGUACUCUGUUAAACUUCACUUUUCAUUUGGCUGGAUUUAACAUUUCAAGUGUGCACGAGAUUGAUGAAUAAGACCUAAGAUGCGGGGAGAAGGCUGUCUGGAAUUGGAAUACAUGGCUAUGCACUGUCGUCUUGUUCAUCCAUCUUUCUACGCCAACUUGGUGGGUUACGGUCCGAUGAAAUUCUGCUUUCAGAUUUUGACUCUCCCUUGUCAUUCUUCAUUGUGCUUCUUCGAAUUGUUGAAUUAGUUGACUGAAUUAGAUAAAGGUAUAAUUCAUCCUCUUCAUUCACGAUUGCAAUCUAACGAGCAAGGUGGUCAGUGCACGUCUUAACUUCUUUGAAGUUAUGAGAAAAGUGGACUACCCUUAGUGGUCCAAAGCCGAUUCGAUUGUGGGCUGGUAUUUUAAGUUGUGGUAAAUAUAAACGAAUCUAAUAUGAUUAUGUAA
Carica papaya (papaya) is the source of this 1833-nucleotide messenger RNA. RefSeq names its product F-box family protein. NCBI's taxonomy places the organism in Eukaryota, Viridiplantae, Streptophyta, Magnoliopsida, Brassicales, Caricaceae. Gene Ontology annotation, molecular function: protein binding. The record is from RefSeq and is a predicted model, not a curated record.